Messenger RNA from Branchiostoma belcheri (Belcher's lancelet), 999 nucleotides. Its product is annotated as dynein heavy chain 2, axonemal-like. NCBI's taxonomy places the organism in Eukaryota, Metazoa, Chordata, Leptocardii, Amphioxiformes, Branchiostomatidae. The transcript is spliced from 7 exons. The record is from RefSeq and is a predicted model, not a curated record. The coding region runs from base 172 to 999 and encodes 275 amino acids.
UCUCCGCGCGGGACGGGAGUCAAGGCGGUUGCUAAGGACGAGCGUUCUCUCAAAUUCGGGCCGAAAUUAUGUCUUUUUGACUCCGCCGUCGACUGAAACUACACAAGAAGGAUUUUCUACAAUUUUAUCUGCCCAACGAGUCCACUUACCUGUGGAUAAAAGAUUUAAACAAUGGCAGAUGAGGCAGGAGAUAUACCAGAGGAAGGAGCCAAUGGUGUGACCAAUGGAGACGGGGAACCUGUGGAGAAUGGUGACGACAAGCAUUCGUCAGGAUCACCUGAAAACGCUACAAAUGGAGAGCUGGUUGUACAGAAUGGAGACAUGGUGAAUGGAGAGACAACAGAUGUGCAGGUGGCUAAACCACCUGUAGACGUGAAAAAGCUGAUCAAAGACAGAGUCAUCCUUAGUGCCUUGAAAGCUGACAUGUGGACAGAAGAGCAUGAUGGGACUAUUGAGAGAUGGUUCUCUGAGAGUCCCAGUCGUCUGUUGGUGGUGUAUCAUGACCCCCACUCUGGUCUGAACGUGGCCUAUUCCACACCGCAUCACCCUCCAGAGGAACUCACAUACUUCAUUAGGCCAGAGGGUGUAGAAAUCACAGCUGAAAACUUCCACAAGAGGGUCCAGUAUGGAACCGUGAAGUCCCAGUACAUAGAGAGCCUGCUGAGGCUGAUGACUGGUGUCUACGCACCCAUCUUCUUCGAGAACAAGUCAUGGCCCGACAGUAUCCUUGUCAUAACUCCCUCAGGUAUCAAAAAUGACUUCUCGGCUCAGCUUCACAAGUUCCUGGCCAACCUGACAGACACACGGUACAAGAUGGAGGGCCACACAGUCCUGUACAUCCCCAAUGAGGGUACCAGCAUUCCGCCGGAAGUAGCCGCCAAGGACAAGGAACUAGUCUCAAGCUGCUAUGAUCCACUGGACAAGGCAGAUCAAGGAGGUCCUAAGUUCCCAGGAUGCAAUAGAGACUGCCGACAACGCUGGUCCUCUGGAAGAGAUUGA